CAAGGCAGAGCGUUAACACUGUGGUUAACCGGCCAAUAGGCCAAUAAUAUGUUAAUUAAAUACAACCUUGAACCCGCAGUAAAGGACGCUAAAUUGAGAUUCGUAUGAUUUCAAGUAGAUAUCGUAUCUUUUAAGCGGAAGAAAUGUAAAUAAUGGCCUGACGAAAGUAGUCUAUACGCCAGUCGCUCGUUGCAAUCGAGUCGCGUGUGUCGCCAAAAGACGCCGGACGUAUACCAUCAUGGCAAGAGCGCGCGUCUUACCUUUUUCAUCCGACUCUGACAACAGUUUGAAAUCAAUGCGACCCAUCAUGGAAACUGCCGAGCUUCGUUGCUAUAGAGACACUCCGCGUUACCCUAGUAGCUACUCCCUGUCGGCCCGCGAGUCGGGACUCGGGAAACUAGAGGGUGGGAUGGAGGGGCGGGGCAUCGUCUUGUUGGUGGUGUGUGGCCUAUACGCUCUAUUCCUGUUUUUGGUGGCGAGAUCGCUGAAACAUAUCUUUGGAAAAGUGGCAUCGCCUGUGACCUCGAUUGUGUGGCGAAAAGAAUUCACCAGCGUGUCUGUUUCAAACAAAACAAUUGAAGGCCACAAGAAGGAAGUCAUUCGGGACAGAACAUUUUCGCAUGGCUGAAAAGCAAUUAUAGAAAGACUAGAGACAACGAAUGUGUAAAUAAUAACCGUUAAUCUGUGAAGGUUAUAUUUAUAUUUAACGUUUGGGCUCAAGUCUUUACAGCAGAGGUGGCGUAUCCCCAAAACUCCCUGGAAAUGAUGUAAUAUCUGUUGAGGGUUUACAGUUUAAACUCCAGUGACGCAGCACAUUUAUGUGCCAAACACGCAUGUCACAAUGUCCCGAGAUGCAAAAAACGCCAAUGACAGGCAGCGUUUAUGUUCUGAAAUUCAAGACACUCGUAUUUCUUAUAAAUUGUAAUUUAUUUACAAUAACAUAAGGUGUCUUUAUCGAGAAAGUGUAUUCAUAAGAAUUCGAUAGCAGUGUUAUGUUUUUAUUACCUCAGAAUAGUAAAAUAUGAACACAUCAAUCAGUAGGCGUAUGACAUUAUCAAAUUAAUUGUAGCAGGGCAAUUAUAAAAAUACCCCGCGUAACCGGUUAAAUAUUAAAGGGAUCUUUUCACGUUUUGGUAAAUUGACAAAAUUGAAAAAAGUUGUUUCAGAUUCGCAAAAUUUCGUUUUAGUUAUGAUAUUUGUGAGGAAACAGUAAUACUGAACAUAUACCAUGGUUUAAUAUAGCCAUUAUAUGCAUCUUUUGACGAUUUAAAAACCUGAAAAUUAUAAAGCGUUGCAAGGCGAAACGAUUGAAUAAUUUGGAGAGUUCUGUUGUUGUCGUUUAAUUUUGAGAAACUACCAAGAUAGCUUAUAUAAAGUAUAAAAUACGUCGCCCAUUUAUGAUUGGCAGGAUGGCCGAGUGGUCUAUUUGGUUUUUAUUCCAGGAUUCCGGGGGUCACUGGUUCGAGCCCUGCUGCGGGCUACUUUUUAUUUCUUGAUUUUGUACUGGAGCUUUUUAGAUCCAAUGUUUACAUUUAUCAAUAUAAACUAUAAAGCAUUUAAUGACAAACUUCAAAACAUGCCAAAAUCUGUGAAACGGCCCCUUUAACGGACCUGUAUAUUUUAUUAUUCACACCAAGUCCUGCAAGUAAUACUUUUUUUUGGCUUUUUUCUUAAAAUAACACUACUCAACUUGUGCAAUGUUGUGAUAAUCUAACAUGUUUAUGCUGGAUACAUUUACUGUGUUAUAUUGUACUGUACAGUAAUACUAUUUCAUGCUGUUGUCUGAAGGCCUCAUUGAAAAUAAGAUGACCAUUGUUUCAAUGGUAAUGAUACGAAAUGUGUUGUCUUAAUGAGCAACCUUCAGGAAAUAAAGAUUUUUAAUAAUAAUAUAAUGGUAGGUUAGUCAUUAGAAAGUUAUAUAGUAUAAUAAAGCAAAUAAACUAGUCUGUCUGUUAAGAUAAUGCUUUGUAUAUGUUCAUGUUUAGUUUAGUUAUGAUUACAGAUGCAUUGACUCAUUGUUGUUGACUUAAUAAGGGCCUAUAUUUAUAUACCGGUAUGUUAUGUACUUGUCCAAGACAAGCUUAUGUAGGGGUAUCUAGACUACAUACUAAUUACGUUUACUAAAUUCAACUGGUUGUGUCACUAAUAUGAGGUUUUCAAAGACUGAAACAUUAAUAAAAGUUUGUUCUUUUCUAUUUUUAAAUCUGGACAAAAAGGUUGCAUUUUGUAAGUUUGAUCUAUUUUUUAAUCUGGACAAAAACUAUAUCUGAAAGACUGUGAACGAGUCCCUUUGUGAAUCCACAACCUUCUUUUAAUCGAAAACGGUGAAAUACUACUAUAGUUAAAAAAGGUGGGCACUUUUGUUUUUAAGAAUAUGUUGCCCCUGAAUACGGAAAGUAUUCUUCUCAUAUUCCAAUGUGCUUUUAAACUUUAGCAGCCUUAAUUUGGUUAUGUUUGUCAGCAGUAAGUCUAUAAAUUGCGUUGAAAGAAAAACAAAACAUUGUCGAUGUAUAUACAAACAUAACGAUUUUGUUUAACAGUCUUUAUUUCACCCAAACGAAUAUGUAUUAAUGAGAACUUAAUUGUGUGUAAAUAUACUGCCUCUGUAUGACUAUAAUGUUCAUUGGACCUUCACAUAGACAACGUCUUGGACGACGAAAACUGUUCUCUGCGUUGUUUUAUAUGUACAUAUCUUACUUACUUUGUUAUACAGUUAUAUUUUUACUAUGUUGAAUAAAUAAAACGUUUGAAAAACAA
Molecule: messenger RNA, 2757 nt
Organism: Dreissena polymorpha
Lineage: Eukaryota; Metazoa; Mollusca; Bivalvia; Myida; Dreissenidae
Exons: 3
Coding region: 239-628 (129 amino acids)
Source: RefSeq, a predicted model, not a curated record